AAAAAAAUUUCGUACGGUAAAAAAGAAAACAACGGCGGACAGAAGGAGACGUAAACAGCCGCGAAACGAAUGGAUAUUAGUUCCGAAUUAAGUUAAAUUUCGCAGAUUUCCCGGAUUUUGUGUUAAUUUAGUUUUCGUUAUUAGAUUCGCCGCCUUUUUUCGCCGUUUCGUUGUGUGUUUGCGUCUUAUUUAUGUUGUUUUUCGUGCGGCGCGUCGUCUCUCGCGCGAGUGUGUGUGUGUGUGUCAGUGUGCGUGUGUUUUGCGCGAGUAUGUGUAGUGGCCAGCGUACGUCAGUUUUGCUUUUAAUAAAUUAUUAGUAAAAAUUGAAAGAAGAAGAAAGAAAUACAAAGAAAAAGGUAUAAGCAAAGUAUAAAUAUAUUAUAAACCAAACGAUAAUCAACAAGUGCAAGUGCGAAAUAAAGCAAAGAAAGCCGAAAAGCCAAAAGUAAACAAAAUGUGCUGAAGAAGAAGCAGACGUGAGAAGUAGCAUCCAAAGAAAAGGAAAACGAAGUAAAUAGUGGUUUAAAAUCAAUUAAGCCACCGAAACAAAAGUGAAACCCUUGAAAAAGUGACACAAGAAAAGUGAAGUGCGAAACAAGGAAAAAAAGCAAAGGAAAAAUAUACAAAAAAGUCAAGAAAAGUGGGAAAACCCACGCACACCGGCGGCGUGUUAACCGCCAAUUAGUUGUUUGUCACGUGACAAUGAGGGAGUGAGCAACGGUGGCAACAACAUGUCGCUGAGGAGCAACAAGUUGCAAAGCCAACAGUCGACGGCCAGCAACAAUAGCAACAGUAGCAACAGCAGCAACAUCACACUGCAACAGCAGCAGCAACAGCUGCAACAUCCACCGAUGGCCUACCAGCAGCAGCAGCAACAAUUGCUGCAACAACUGCAGCAGCAGCACAAGUUCCAGGCCCAGGCACAGCUUACCCAAAGGGGCAACAUUGGGAAUACCAGUCGGAAUAAUUUGGCCACCUUGGUGGCAGCCAUCAAUGGACACGAUGGUGGUCAGAAUUCACCCGGAGGAGGAGCUGGAGCUGGUUAUCAACUGUCGCCGGCUGCUGCAAGUAGGGUGGCUCAUGCCCCACCACACUCGCCACUGGGUCCACCCUCAUACUCAGCGGCCACGGCUCAGUCGGCCUUUAGUUACUAUGGCCAACAUCAGCUCAAUCACAGCUACCAACAGCAGCAGCAACAGCAGCAGCAGCAGCAGCAGCAAUUACCACCUCCCGAUCUCACCGACGGCAUCGAUCAUCCAUCUGCCCAAUCGGCCACACCACCAGAUUCCCCCAAUGCCCAUGGUCAAUCCCAGUCGGGGAAUGGUCCAUCGGAGCUCGAGCAGCAGCUCUGUGUGGUGGCCAAGAUGCAAAAGUCGGUGACCAUCACCGUAACCCCACAGCGGAGCAACUCCAUGGAUUACCUCAACUUUGAGGAGAAACGUCAGCUCAUAGCCUCGUCCUUGUCACUGUCGGAUAUUUUGCACAGCAGCAACAACGCCCAGCAGCAGCAGCAGCAGCAACAUCAGGCGCUCAAGGACGGACUGGUCCUCAAUGGGGGGCAGUGCGCUAAGAAACAGAAUGGAGCUGCCAUACGCACAAAUAGCUUGGGAUCUGGAACCAGGACACCUCCCUUGGAGCGAAAAAGCAAACUCAGCGCCUUGGGUAGAUUCUUCAAGCCCUGGAAAUGGCGACGGAAAAAGAAGAGCGAAAAGUUUGAAGCGGCCUCCAAAUCUUUGGAGCGUAAAAUUUCUGUGCGUGCCAAUCGAGAUGAGUUAGUGCAAAAGGGGAUUCUAUUGCCAGAGAGUCCCCUGGGCAAUAUUCCAGAACCAGGCGAGGAGUCAUAUUACAGCAGUGGUGCCACCGCCAAUGGCUCCAUUCUCAGCUCAGCCGUCCACAAUAAUUCCAUGAGCCAGGCAAAUAAUUCCAUAAAUGCCACCACCUAUGGCACUGCCGGCCAAAAUCUUGGCCAGCAGCAGCAGCAGCAGCAGGGAAUGGCCAAUUCGAUCUCCGUGCAGCAGUUCAACGGCCAGAACCCACAGAAUUCCAUGGCCAAUGGCCUUGUGGGUUGCGGCCUGGUGGGUGGCGGCCAGGGGGAUGGCUCCUCGGACACAUCCUCGCUAAGCGGUGGCGUCCCCCAUUCGCAAUCGGCGCCACAGCAGCUGGGCGUUGGUCAGCCGCCGCCGCCGCUCACACCAUUGGCCCAGCAUCAUCAGGCGCUGGCUCAGCAGCUUCAGCAACGAUUUGCCAUCAGCAACAAUAAUGAACCAAGAAAAGACAAGACUGAUGCACAACAACAGCAGCAACAACACGGAGGCAAUGGCACAAUAUCCACGCCCAAUCUUGAGCAGCCCACCAUCCAGGGUUCCAUGUUGCCACCACCAGGUGGCGGCGGCGGCAGUGGGCACCAUCAGGUGGAUGGGAAAAUGGAGCGACCGAAUACCUUGUCGGGAGCCAACAAGCUGACCCGUCGUGGAGUCAACAUUUGCUAUCACAACGAGCACAUGUAUGGCGAAGAUGGUAAAAUGGUGGGCGGUCCGCCGGGCAGCACACCGCCUCCAUAUCCAGGUGGUAAACUGCCGCCGGGCGUUAUGCUCAGCGAGCUGCCAGAGCCACCGAUUCCACUGUCGGAGAUCGGACCGAUCCCACCGCCACCGAUGUUCUCCACGCCGAGCCCCACGCUCAUCGCUGGACGACCGCAUGGGCCAGGCGCCGUUAAUGAUCAGGAUUACCAGCAGGACUACGACUACGAUGAUCACGAUCCGGAUCAGGAUGAGCUCGACUCGGAUGAUGAGUACGCCCCAUAUGGUGGCAACCAUGUGCGCAUGAUGGAUACACAGCGCGUCGAGGAAAUUCCAGCCAAAGAGCCAAAACCAAAUGCAGUUCCUCUCAAAUCGGCGCUGAAGAAAAAGGGCGGCAUUCUGCCCGCUUCCGCUUCCACGCCGGUGACGCCCACGCAGGAGCAUGGCGCCGGAAGUGCGGCCACAGCGGCAGCCAUUUCCAAUAGUAAUGGUGGCAUCGGAUCCAUGGCGGCGGCCGCUGCAGCAGCGGCACAACAACAAUCGGCCAACCAGCGACCGCUGGUGGUGCGUCAGGAUGCGGCAGGCAACAACUAUUCGCUCAAGCCAAUACUACGACCACGGAUUAGACUAUGCAGGCAGCAAAUGUUCAACAUCCAAUUGCCGUGCACCGUGGAGAAUAAGGAGAACACACGACCCUUUGUGAUACGUGAGAGUAGCAGUGAUAGCGAUGAGAGCGAUGGUCAUAUUGUCUAUCGGGAUGAUGAUAACGAUAACACCCGACUGGCGAAGCUGGCGCGAAAGGAGUCGCUGUCCUUGAAGCUGCAAUUGCGACCCGAUAAGCAGGAUCUGAUCAAUAGGAAUAUCCUGCAUCAGGUCACCGACAACGAGCUCAAGGAGUCCAAGGAGGCAAUCGGAGCACGUCUCAUACGCAGGCUGUCCAUGCGACCCACGGCCGAGGAGCUGGUCGAGCGCAAUAUCUUGAAAACUCAAUCACCCGCCGAGGAGAAGAAGCAAAAGGAGGAGAAAAAGUCGUAUCUAUUGCGCAAACUCAGCUUUCGACCCACUGUAGAGGAGCUGAAGGAGAAGAAGAUCAUUCGAUUCAACGACUAUAUAGAGGUGACGCAGGCCCACGACUAUGAUCGCAGGGCGGACAAGCCGUGGACAAGACUGACGCCAAAGGACAAGGCCGCCAUUCGCAAGGAGCUGAACGAGUUCAAGUCCUCCGAAAUGGCCGUCCACGAGGGCAGUCGGCAUCUGACGAGAUUCCAUAGGCCAUGACGAUUGCAAUGGCAGCAACUUUCCAGCAAAUUACAACAGCAACCCAAGCAACAAUUGUAUUUUAUGCAGCAUCAAAUUGUCAACAAAUGUUUAAAAGCAAAAAAUUAAGCCAACAGCAAAAACUAAAAGAGAGAGAAAGAACAAUUUUCAACUCCAAAAGCAGGCAUAGAAAUUGCAAAAAUAAAACUAAAAUCUAAAAACAAAUAAAAAAACAAAAAACGAAAAAAAAAAUACACAAAAAAAUGGAAAAGCAAAAAGGAGACGAAGGAAACUUGAGGGAAGAGAGAAAAAAGAGAGAUAGAAAAGGCCACAUUCAAGAAAAUAAUUAAUAAUUUAUAUAGGUUUCUGUUGAUCAUUGCGAGAGUUUUUUAAUUUUAAGUCCUUUAUGUACCACUCUCUCCUUAUUUGUUAAUUAAUUGUGUGUAAAUAAAAAAUUCGUUCGAUAUAUCCAAGCCAA
Drosophila serrata is the source of this 4254-nucleotide messenger RNA. RefSeq lists its product as uncharacterized. Gene Ontology annotation, biological process: actin cytoskeleton organization. The record is from RefSeq and is a predicted model, not a curated record. NCBI's taxonomy places the organism in Eukaryota, Metazoa, Arthropoda, Insecta, Diptera, Drosophilidae. Gene Ontology annotation, molecular function: actin binding.